Molecule: messenger RNA, 1201 nt
Organism: Vigna radiata var. radiata (mung bean)
Lineage: Eukaryota; Viridiplantae; Streptophyta; Magnoliopsida; Fabales; Fabaceae
Product: ribonuclease H2 subunit A
Exons: 8
Coding region: 102-998 (298 amino acids)
Biological process (GO): DNA replication, removal of RNA primer; mismatch repair
Cellular component (GO): ribonuclease H2 complex
Molecular function (GO): RNA binding; RNA-DNA hybrid ribonuclease activity
Source: RefSeq, a predicted model, not a curated record
GGGAAACAAAAACAAAGUUGGCUUGACAAUACACCAUUUCACAGCAAAAUUAUAUUUGUUUGCUUUCUUUUCCUCUUCACUUCACUACAGAGAAAGAAAAAAUGGGGUCCAAAAUUCUUCCGCAAUGGGCAUCCAAACCCUGCGCCAUGGGAAUCGACGAAGCUGGAAGAGGCCCUGUUUUAGGACCUAUGGUUUACGGUUGCUUGUACUGUGCUCAAUCCUAUUUGAAAACCCUAGCCACAUUGAGUUUCGCAGAUUCUAAGACACUAAAGGAAGAGAAGAGGGAAGAAUUGUUUGAAACUUUAAAGACUAAUGAUUCUAUUGGAUGGGCUGUUGAUGUCAUUGAUCCCCGGGAACUCUCUGCUAAAAUGCUUAAGAAGAAUAAGAUAAACUUGAAUGAGAUUUCACAUGACUCUGCCAUGGGCCUCAUUGACAGGGUGUUAAAAAUGGGAGUGCUUCUAACUGAGGUGUAUAUAGACACAGUUGGAGAUGCAGGGAAAUAUGAAAUGAAGCUGUCUAGAAAAUUUCCAUCCAUCAAAUUUGUGGUUGCAAAGAAGGCUGAUAGCCUUUACCCCGUUGUCAGUGGUGCAAGUAUAGUUGCAAAGGUCACAAGGGACCGUGCUUUAAGAGAAUGGGUACUUGAUGAGACUGCAGAAAACAUGAAGAGGGACUUUGGCUCUGGAUAUCCUGGAGACCCUCAAACCAAAGCUUGGCUGGAGGAUCACAAACAUCGUAUCUUUGGAUUUCCAACCUUGGUUCGAUUUAGUUGGGGAACCUGCAACUCUUAUUUUAAAGACAUUGCACAAGUGCUAUGGGACUCUGACAAUUUGGAUGAAGAUGGCGGAGGUGGAAAAAAUAGUAAUGGCAAGCGACAAUUGAAAUUAAGUAAUGUGGGUUUCACCUCAUCCAAGAGGGGAAGUGAAGAAAUAGAAUCUAGUGGUAAAGGACGCUGUAGGUUUUUUCAGGCUCGUAAACUUGAGCACCUCACUAAUUUCUAAGAGUGAUGCUUUAAUAUUGUCCCCCCUUUGCGUUGUUCCAGUAAUUUUUAGCCAUGUCAACAUUCCAAUUUCAUCGUUGGGUAACAUUUUCUGUAUAUAGACUUUCUUAGAUGAUACUUCACUCUAACAAGACCUGCCUUGGGUAUUGUAUAAAUUUUAACUUAGUAUAUCUAUUGGUUUAAAAUUUAAACCCUCUUAUUAAA